Messenger RNA from Alternaria triticimaculans, 1419 nucleotides. RefSeq lists its product as uncharacterized. The transcript is spliced from 3 exons. The record is from RefSeq and is a predicted model, not a curated record. The coding region runs from base 1 to 1419 and encodes 472 amino acids. Gene Ontology annotation, molecular function: ATP-dependent protein folding chaperone; ATP binding; misfolded protein binding. Gene Ontology annotation, biological process: protein refolding; cellular response to unfolded protein; vesicle-mediated transport. Gene Ontology annotation, cellular component: plasma membrane; nucleus; cytosol. NCBI's taxonomy places the organism in Eukaryota, Fungi, Ascomycota, Dothideomycetes, Pleosporales, Pleosporaceae.
AUGGCUACUACUACCAGUGGUGCCUUGUUCGAGGUCAUGAUCACCCUCAUCUGGACCUGCCUGCUGGUGCCUUCCGCCGGUAAGAACCGCCUCUUCCUGGCUCUGUUCUUUGACAAGUCCGUCCUCGUCGACAUCGCCGCGUCUGCCUCACUGUCCUUCUGUCCUGGCCUCCUCGAAGUCAUCCAAGCCACUGCCCCGCCUACGCUUUCGUGGUGGAAGUCGCUGCCUGACGAUCACCGUGGUCAAUGGGGCGUCUACGCUCUUGUCUUCGAGAAGAAAGGCUGUGAACCUUACAUCUACACUGGCUCCGCAACUGAUUCCAAGCGAGGUGUGACCUCUCGAUGGGCCUUGUAUGACAAGCACAACCUUUACCUUAGAGAAGACACCUACGGCCUUCCGUCUGGGGUUCUCUGGGCUUUCCAGAACGGCUACAAGAUCACGCACAAGGGUUUGCUGGUGACGACUCCCAUACCUGGAGCCAUCAACGUCCCCGCUUUCCGCCUUCUCUUCCUCGCUAUGGAAGCUACUUUCUGCUUCUACUUCUGGACAAUGCGGUCUAGAACUAAGGACUACGGUAUGGCAUCCUGCUGUCCAUGGCCUAUGGAUGCGUUCACCUAUGGCGGUCUCUGCUCGCACAGUGCACUUCACGAUGGUGUCAAGGGCAACUUCGAGCUCACCCCCCAGCAGCUCGCUGUCCUCGAUGCUGAUGUGCGUACGCGUCGGAACGCUAUCUCUGUCGCAUAUCGUGCAAAGUCGAUGGCAGUUGUUCCUGAUCGUCGUCUCGGACUGGAGCGUGGGUAUGCUGCCAUCUAUCGGGACAAGCAUCGCGACGCAUACAACGCUAGACAGCGUGCAUUCACUGCUGCUGACCCUGCUGCCGCAAACGCACGAAAAGCCCGUUCGAGAGCCAACAUCAUCGCCUCUGGUAGGCACCGGUGCCAGGAUUGUAUGAAGAACUUCGGCUCUCCUGGACCUUCACUACUGUCGCAGCGCGCUGGCGAGGCCGUCCUUGAGGUUGUCUUCGAGGUCGACGUCAACGGUAUCCUGAAGGUCACCGCUACCGAGAAGACCUCCGGCCGCAGCGCCAACAUCACCAUCUCCAACGCUGUCGGAAAGCUCUCAUCUGCCGACAUCGAGAACAUGAUCAACGACGCCCAGAAGUUCAAGUCCUCCGACGAGGCCUUCAGCAAGAAGUUCGAGUCAAGGCAACAGCUUGAGUCCUACAUCUCCCGCGUUGAGGAGAUGAUCUCCGACCCCACCACAUCCAUCCGCCUCAAGCGUGGACAGAAGGAGAAGAUCGAGUCUGCUCUCUCUGACGCCAUGGCUCAGCUCGAGGUUGAGGACGCCCCCGCUGAUGACCUGAAGAAGAAGGAGCUUGCGCUCAAGCGUACUGUCACCAAGGCCUUCUCCACCCGAUAA